Messenger RNA from Dinoponera quadriceps, 1413 nucleotides. RefSeq lists its product as uncharacterized. The record is from RefSeq and is a predicted model, not a curated record. The transcript is spliced from 4 exons. Bases 191 to 1018 code for a protein of 275 amino acids. NCBI's taxonomy places the organism in Eukaryota, Metazoa, Arthropoda, Insecta, Hymenoptera, Formicidae.
ACAUUUUCUCUUAGGAUUGAGAACAUCUGUUGAACAUAUAAUAUUUUACAAAUGGGAUUUUAUCCAUGUCGCAAAUGCUAGUACUUCUAUUUUAUUCUGUUUGCUAAUCCCCUGUGAAUAUUUAAUUCAGUUAUAAGUGCAUAUACAUUAUAAAUAAAAAUCGUUGCGUAUUAUUAUUGACGUGUAUCUAAUGGAAUCAAGUACACCAAUGGAUGAUGUAAGUGCCAGAAGAGAAGCGAGGAGACGGAGAAUCUUGGAAAACUCGGAAAGUCGUUUACGCAAGAUUACAUCAAGAUGCGGUCCAGGUUCAGGUGAAACCAAAGAUCUAGUGGAUGAAACAAACAUCAAAAGAGCAACAAGAAGACAGACAGGUUUAGAAGACUUGGAGGAUUGUUUGCAUACGAAUGCUGUGAGACAAAAUCCAGAUGAAAACAAAGAAGAUAAUAAACCUCAAGCGAAAAAUGAUGGCGUUAAAUCAAGUUUGGAAGAAUAUACUAACAAAAAUGGUGUAUGUAAUAUUGAAAACAAUAGACAUUUGCACCAUUAUUCAAUAUUUAAUGAAAAUAAACGUGAAGAAUUGGAUGAAAGAUUUUCAAAUGAUAUCGACGAUAGAAAUACAUGGCCUUUGGACCAAGUAUUUGACGAGAAAACAUAUGACGAGAAAUCAUGUACAUAUUUAUCAUAUCCUAUAAAUCUCAUUAUACUAGCCGCGAUUGUCAAUAUUUUGCUAGUGCUAAAACUGGACGAUUGGUUUGGGAAGGCAGUUUUCAUACCUUAUUUAUUACUGAUGAUGGGACGCCUGUGCAAUUUCGAAAAACUGCAGGAAACAAAGUGUAGCACUUUAAUUAGUGUACUCAGUACUGUGAUAUUAUGGAAAGUCAAACCCAGCUUGACUUGUAAAUUAAAAGUUUUAUUCAUAUUGUUUAGCGUAAUAAUUAAUGAUUUUUGUUUGUAUACGUUCAGUUUUGUGCUAAUGCACUAUUUUAUUUCUACUUGUAUCAUUAUUACCAUUUCGUAACAUAUAAUUCGUAAUAAUUGAAAAAAUCGAUCGGAGCUAUACAUUGCUAUUUUUGCACAAUAUGCUCGUUGCCAUAUAUACCGUCGGUGAUAUAAGACACUUUGAAUAUUUUAAGUACCUUGAAACAGAUUAUUAUAAGAUUAACAGACAAAUUAUAAGAUUAACUGAUGUUCACGGCACCAUGCGAACAUGCGUCAAUGCUAAAAUUGAAAUAAGUUUCCAAAUAAAAACUAAAAUUCACGUAUUAUAUCUUCAGCAUUUUCUGUCGUGACUUUGCUGAGUGGAAAUUUAUUUGCAUAAAUAUCAUAUCGAAAAAGCAUUUAUAAAAUUCUCCCAGGAAUGUAUGUAAUAUAAAAUAAGUCUUAUAUAAAGAUCAAGAUUUCUUUUGUGAUGCA